AUGGUUUGGCCUUUCGCAUCCGCUAACGUCGUAGACGCCAAAUAUCAAUACUUCGAGAACGCCGAUGCUGUCGGAGUUGCCAAGGCUAAUGUGUUUCUGAUCCACGGAUUAGGUGAACAUAUUGGCGUGCCUCAGUGGCAGAAAAUACUCGUUCCUACGCUUACUACGGCUGGGUUUAACUGUGCACUGUUUGAUCACCAGGGACAUGGCCGAUCACAGGGUCACACGACCGCCUAUGCACACGAUUUCCAGAACUUUGUGAACGAUACAAAGCAAUUUACAGAGAUGAUUAUGGCCAAAGAGAGUGCCGAGAUGAAGAUAUCUACUGUAAUUCUGGGUCACAGUGUGGGAGGAUUAAUUGCCUUUGAGGUUGUACGUGAGAACCCUGACCUGUAUGACAUGGCUAUUAUAAACGGAGUAGCGUUUUUCAUUGCUACCGAGUUGCUGACGCCGACUAUGAAUGUCUUGUCGACUAUUUUGUCAACUAUUGCCCCGAAGAUGGCCUUGGCUGAUGAG
Sphaeroforma arctica JP610 is the source of this 516-nucleotide messenger RNA. RefSeq lists its product as hypothetical. The transcript is spliced from 2 exons. Gene Ontology annotation, molecular function: lipase activity. Gene Ontology annotation, cellular component: membrane. Lineage: Eukaryota; Ichthyosporea; Ichthyophonida. The record is from RefSeq and is a predicted model, not a curated record. The annotation marks the transcript as partial.